Messenger RNA from Juglans microcarpa x Juglans regia, 1760 nucleotides. RefSeq names its product glycosyltransferase BC10. Lineage: Eukaryota; Viridiplantae; Streptophyta; Magnoliopsida; Fagales; Juglandaceae. The transcript has 2 exons. Gene Ontology annotation, cellular component: membrane. The coding region runs from base 534 to 1730 and encodes 398 amino acids. The record is from RefSeq and is a predicted model, not a curated record. Gene Ontology annotation, molecular function: glycosyltransferase activity.
UUCUCUCUCUCUCCAAACCUCCCACAUUCUUUCCUGUCAACGUCACCGAGUGCACCACUCUCUCUCUCUGAUAUCCGGAACACAACACGGUCAGGUCUGAUCCCACUCCCUCUCCGAAACGUUUCCUUCUUCUGUUCUCCUCGUCGCCCCCUUUCUCGUCCAUCCAAAUCCCACUGCUCUCGCUGUGUUGAACGCGACUGAAUUCCCUACCCAAAUCUUUCGGAUUCGUUCUUUUUUAUUAUUUCAUUUCAUCAAACCGAUUCUUCCCCACUCUCUCUGAUUUAAUUUCUUUAUUUUCCCCUUGAAUUUCCCGCAUAAUCGUUUUUCCGAUCCUAUUUUUCAAGAUUAUCUUACUCUUAAAAAAAAACUUAUACCUGAUCAAAAUGAUUAUUAACGACCUCUGUAAUUCAAAUUAGCUUUUCUUAAGAAUUUCAAAUCUCUCCCUCACCCUCUUAAAGAAAAUAGCUGAAUUCAUGUAGCUUUCCUUUCCAAACAGAUCUAGGGAGAGAGAACCCGAAUUAAGCCAGCCUGCAAUGGCCAGGAGUAGUAGUAGAAGGUCUGGGGAUCACAAAGAAGAAACCGACAAGCACACGGGUCUGUUAAAACUGGUCCAAAUCCUAUCUUUCCUAUUGGUUUUCGUCGCCGGCGUGGUUAUCGGAUUAGCGGCCACGUGGCACAUCAACCGCAAGAUGGCGUUCAACUAUCACCCGGAGGUGUACUCCUUCGUGAACCACGUCUCCGCCCCCGGCAAUUGCACCAGUAGGAGCACAGUCGUCAAGCCGGUGGAUUGCCUGAGCAUGGAGGCGUUUCUGCGGCCGAUCAAUGUGACGCACGGGAUGUCCGACGAGGAGCUGUUUUGGAGGGCGUCGAUGGUGCCAAAGAAGAAAGAAUACCCGAAUCAGAGAAGAGUUCCAAAGGUGGCGUUCAUGUUCCUGACAAGGGGGCCGUUGCCAAUGUUGCCGCUGUGGGAGAGGUUCUUUUGGGGACAUGCUAGGGAGUUGUACUCCGUUUACGUUCAUGCGCCUCCCGGGUACAACCUCAACGUCUCCACCCAUUCACCUUUCUAUGGACGCCAAAUCCCCAGUCAGAAGGUUGAGUGGGGAACAACGACACUAUCGGACGCGGAGAGGCGGCUUCUGGGCAAUGGAUUGCUAGACUUUUCAAACGAAAGAUUUGUUCUGCUUUCGGAGAGCUGCAUCCCGGUCUAUAACUUCCCAAUUGUAUACAAAUAUCUGACUGCUUCUUCCCAUAGCUUUGUUGAAUCAUACGAUGAACCCUCUCGUUAUGGAAGAGGUCGCUACAAUCGCAAUAUGCUCCCCUACAUACAGCUCCGUCAUUGGCGUAAAGGGUCUCAGUGGUUUGAACUUCACCGUGCACUCGCUAUUUCCAUAGUCGCCGACACCAACUACUACACCCUCUUCAGCAAAUAUUGUAGGCCUGCUUGCUACCCAGAUGAACAUUACAUUCCUACUUUCCUCCACAUGUUCUACGCUUCACAUAAUUCUAAUCGGACCGUGACUUGGGUUGAUUGGUCCAUGGGCGGUCCACACCCCGCACUCUACGGAAAGUCUAACAUCACAGAUGAUUUCAUACGAUCUAUUCGUAACAACGGCACCCACUGCCAAUAUAAUUCUGACACCACCUCUGUUUGUUACCUCUUUGCUCGGAAGUUUGCUCCGAGUGCACUGCAGCCAUUGCUCAACCUUUCCUACUCUGUACUUGAAUUUUGAAAGUUCUGAGUCUGCAGAGAUGCUAUUAUU